Truncatella angustata is the source of this 2237-nucleotide messenger RNA. RefSeq lists its product as uncharacterized. NCBI's taxonomy places the organism in Eukaryota, Fungi, Ascomycota, Sordariomycetes, Amphisphaeriales, Sporocadaceae. Bases 194 to 2092 code for a protein of 632 amino acids. The transcript has 6 exons. The record is from RefSeq and is a predicted model, not a curated record. Gene Ontology annotation, molecular function: glutamate-tRNA ligase activity; tRNA binding; zinc ion binding. Gene Ontology annotation, biological process: glutamyl-tRNA aminoacylation.
GAAGCCAGACGGUUUAGUUCAUACAGUCUUGUUAGGAGCAAAUCCUUGCAAAUAGCAUGCCCGAUUAGAUAUGCAAUUCCUCGACUUUUCUUCUUCCGGGCCAUUCAACUCGGAACACGAUUUGAACUUUUAUUAGACCGUUUUGCGCUGCUUCCUUUUUUGUAUUGAUAUAAGUAAUGGGAAAUUGGAGGCCAUGAGGACUCUUUUCCAGCUCCCCGGGCCUUUGCGCGGGCAAGUCUGGGUGCAUCCGGCGCGAGUCUUCAAGCGCCGAUAUGCGUUCAAAGGUCGGCCUGCGCAUCUCGACCAGCCGGUUGAUGCAGCAGCAGCAAAAGACAGCCUGCUGCCAGAAACACCCGCCAGGACGCGUUUUGCUCCCUCGCCGACUGGAUACCUGCACUUGGGCUCUCUGAGGACGGCUUUGUACAACUAUCUGCUGGCAAAGGCUACCGGCGGCCAGUUUCUUCUCAGGCUCGAGGAUACCGAUCAGUCACGACUUGUGCGAGAUGCUGAGCCAAGGCUGUAUGAGGACCUAAAAUGGGCCGGCCUUAAUUGGGACGAAGGACCCGAUGUAGGGGGUCCCUACGGACCAUACAAACAGUCCGAAAGGCUGGACCUGUACCAUGAACACGCCAAUGAUCUUCUUGCCUCUGGCCAGGCCUACCGUUGUUUCUGCACUCCCGAGGACCUAGAAGCCCUCAAGCGGUACAAUAUGGAGACUAGCCCCAACGGCAGUGGUCAGGGCAAUUAUAAUGGCAAAUGCACCCACGUCUCGACAUCUGAAUCUGACCGCCGCGCCGCCAACGGCGAACCGCACUGCAUUCGAUUCAGGAGCAUCGGUAAGCCGGAGGUACGGGAUCUUGUCUAUGGGAGAUAUAGCAAGCCCGAGAAGGAAGACGACUUUAUCAUCAUCAAAAGGGAUGGUUUCCCUACCUACCACUUCGCAAACAUCAUCGACGACCAUGCCAUGGGAGUCACCCAUGUUGUUAGAGGGGCUGAAUGGCUGGUGUCAACGCCUAGACAUGCCAUGCUCUACGACGCGUUCCAGUGGACAGCCCCGAUAUUUGCCCACGUAGGCUUACUAUGCAACAGCGCCGGUCAAAAGCUGAGUAAACGCUCCGGCGACAUCGACAUCUCGUCGUACAGGGACAAGGGAAUCCUGCCCGUCGCUCUGCUGAACUACGCUGUUCUGCUGGGAUGGAGCCCUGGACGCGGCGAGAAGGGUACGAGCGAGAUUAUGGACCUGGAAGAAAUGAUCAAGAAAUUCCACUUGCGCUUCACGAAGGGCAACAUCAAGAUCUCAAACAAGCUCCCCUUCAUCCAGACCAAACACACAGCCCGGCACCUCGCCUCACUCACCGAGCCCGAGUUCGAGAGACUCUAUCUCCCAUCCAUAAAAGAGACCGUCGCCAACAUCCACUCCUCGGAGGACACCAGACCCGGGACGCUCGUGCCCGCCCUCCGAGCCUCCCCGGGCGCAGGCGGUGACCUCGAUCUCGCCACGACAACAGCGCACUCCCACCUCCUGUCCUUAUUCGCGCUCGACAGGAAGGCCUUCGACGGCGACGUGUCCAAAUUCGUCCUGCGAAACCGCUACCUGAUCUGGCAAACGCCCGCCGACCUGCUCUCCGGCGCGCUCUCGUCGUCACUCUCCUCCUUCUCCUCCCUGCACCUCCUGCCCUCCUCGGCUACCGCCACCACGAAGCCAGACAGGGACCAGGUCCUCGAUGGUGCGGAGACGGCCGUCUCGCCGCGCGCGCUGGUCAGCAUGUUCGACAUGGUCCUCACGGAACAGAUCCCCGAGGAGGCGUGGAGCUCGUCGUCGUCUGGCUUUGCGCUGGAGGAGAGGAUCAAUGCCCUAUGUAACCAGAUCUACGCACAGCCCCGUGCCGUUGAUGAUGGCGAUGCCGCAUCACCAAACGGUGCGAAGCGCUGGGGUCACCAGCUUCUGCGGUGGGUGUUGUUUGCGGGUCAGCCGGGGCCGGCGAUGGUGCAGAGUAUGUUGCUGCUGGGGCGGGAUGAGGUGCUGAAACGUGUGGGCAUAGCUGGUGAGGCUGCGAGGAAGUUCAAGGUCGCCGACAAAGGCACGGUUUAGUAGCAGAUGGGGACAUGGUUGAUGAUGUUCAAGUGCAUCAUUUGGUGUACUUCUAGACUCGCUGUACCAUACUGUAUACAUACAUACAUACAUAGAGCCAAUCCAGUCCAGUUCGAAUCUGGCCAAUGAAUAAGGGAUCAAAUUU